AGUCCUGGGUGGGGAGAACAAAUCAAGUCCCAUUAAAGAAAGUUUUGCAGAUUGAGGUGUUAGAUCUGCCAGGAGCUGUUCACCAUUACUGCCUGCAGCAUCAUUAACAAUAGUGGAUUGUCAACAAUGCAAGCAAGUCACAGUUCAGUCUUUCAUGCUUAACACAGUAGUUACAUAAGACAAGUGUAUAUUCCAGGUGAAUUUUGCUGGGAUUCAGUGUAGUGCAGUCCUCAGCUGUUGUACACAUUGUACAGCAAUUGCAAGAUAUGGAGUUAACAAGAUUGCUUCCAAACAGUAAAAUGUAUCUGGAGAACAAUAAUGAUGUCCCACGUGUAAGUAAAAUUGAGGUGGAGAAGAUUCAGUCCAGUGCUCAACACCACUCUGGCUUGAACGGAUGUGUGGGCACAGAUGCAGUGACCCUUGACCACAAUGAGCUCAUACUUCUGGACAGAUUUCAGAGAGCUGCAGAUGCUACAGGGAACUGGGAAAAGUCUUACCAGAAUGGGCAAGAAUGUUGUAUAGCCCUUGGGGAAGAUUAUGUCCCUACUCCUGUACAAGGAAGGUAUCCUUUUAAGCUGACCAAGGUAUUCAACCAGAUGAAAGACACUGUUUAUACAGAGAAAACACCUCUGUUAACAUUUUCUUCUGAAAAUAAAAGGCCAGAAUUUGUCUGCGGAGAAUCUUGGGAGAAUAGCUCUUCAGAAUUUGAACAGCGAUGCCGACUUGGUAGUGAAGUUGGAAGCCUUUCUCGAUCUGCAUCAUCAGAAAAAUAUGAACUCCUGGACAACCUUCAAGAGAAAUUCAGCUCUUCUAAACUAAGGUGUUUCUUAAAAAACUUGAAGAUUACCGGACUCUUCAUCAUUGUAGUUGCCUGCUCGAUUUUAUUUAGCACGUAUUCUGAUAAGGGCAGACCAUGGCAGAUGUUGGCCCUGUCAUCUUUGGAAAGCUACGCUGUGAACCUAACAGAUUUUCGGGAUGCUGCACUCCUAAAGCUGGAAGUCGAUGGACCCUUUGCUGGGGACUUGAUUGAUCGAAGAAAUGAAGAAUAUAUUCUUGUACAAAUUGUUCAGAUGGAUGAUCCUGGUUCAAGGAGGCGUCGCCCUACACAGGUUAUCUAUAACUGGACUCUAGCUUUGAACUCAAGAAAAAAUGAACACAUUGUAAAGCAAAGGACAUUUGAAAUUCUAAAUGGUGACUCGAUCUCGAUAAAUAUUCAAGCCUUUCUACAGGAGACUCCGCUCGUUCCACUAUCUUUAUCUCAUCAAUACCUCAGUGCGAGCAUAGAGACCCAAGUAACUAUUGCAGCCGUUAUCUUAGCAGGAGUUUAUGCACUAAUUAUAUUUGAGAUUGUGCACAGAACACUAGCAGCAAUGUUGGGCUCUUUGGCAGCACUGGCAGCUUUGGCAGCUGUGGGUGAUAGACCCAGUUUGGUGAAAGUGGUGGAGUGGAUUGAUUAUGAGACGCUGGCGCUUUUGUUUGGAAUGAUGAUAUUGGUGGCAGUGUUCUCAGAAACAGGAUUCUUUGAUUACUGUGCUGUUAAAGCUUACCGGCUCUCUAAGGGAAGAGUGUGGCCCAUGAUAAUAAUUCUUUGUCUUAUUGCUGCUAUUCUCUCUGCAUUCCUGGACAAUGUCACCACCAUGUUGCUUUUUACUCCAGUAACAAUAAGAUUGUGUGAGGUACUUAAUCUUGAUCCAAGGCAUGUGCUGAUUGCAGAAGUAAUCUUCACUAAUAUUGGAGGGGCAGCUACAGCUGUUGGGGAUCCACCCAAUGUUAUAAUUGUUUCCAAUCAAGAGCUGAGGAAAGUGGGAUUGGAUUUUGCUGGAUUUACAGGACAUAUGUUUCUUGGAAUCUCUCUGGUUCUUCUGGUUUCUUUCCCAUUUCUUAGACUCUUAUAUUGGAACAAAAAGCUGUACAAUAGGGAACCCAGUGACAUUGUUGAAUUAAAACAUGAAAUUCAUGUUUGGAAGUCAACUGCACAAAGAAUUAAUCCUGCUAGUCGUGAAGAGACUGCAGUUAAGUGUCUCCUAAUGCAAAAAGUUUUGACAUUGGAGAGCAUGUUGAGGAAAAAACUUAAAACGUUUCAAAGACAAAUUUCACAAGAAGACAAAAACUGGGAAACAAAUAUUCAAGAGCUACAAAAGAGACAUGGAAUAACCGACAAGAUUCUUCUAAUCAAGUGUUUGUCUGUCUUGGGAUUUGUCAUCUUUAUGUUUUUCCUCAAUUCAUUUGUUCCUGCAAUCCACUUGGAUCUUGGAUGGAUUGCAAUUUUGGGUUCACUAUGGCUCCUUGUUCUUGCUGAUAUCCAUGAUUUUGAAAUGAUUCUGCAUCGAGUGGAAUGGGCAACUCUACUGUUCUUUGCUGCACUGUUUGUUUUAAUGGAGGCAUUGGCUAAUCUGCAUUUAAUAGAUUACAUAGGAGAGCAGACAGCAGUGCUUAUUAAGGGAGUGCCUGAAGAUGAACGGCUUGCAAUUGCCAUUAUAUUGGUAGUGUGGGUUUCAGCUUUAGCUUCAUCCUUAAUUGACAACAUCCCAUUCACCACUGCAAUGAUUCCUGUGUUAAUAAACUUAAGCCAAGAUGCAGAUGUUGAUCUACCAGUUAAGCCACUUCUCUUUGCUUUAGCAAUUGGAGCUUGUUUUGGAGGAAAUGGAACAUUGAUCGGGGCAUCGGCAAACGUUGUAUGUGCUGGAAUAGCAGAACAACAUGGCUAUGGGUUUUCUUUCAUGGAAUUUUUCAGGUUGGGAUUCCCCAUGAUGAUUAUCUCCACUACGAUUGGGAUGUGUUAUCUACUGGUUGCGCACGUUGUGUUUGAGUGGAAUUCGUGAAUCGCAAACAUAGAGCAGUAACCCCAACUAUAUUUUCCAGAUGCUCUUGAGUGCCACAAGAAAGCAACAAAUGAACAAUACAGUCUGGCUUUUUUAUUUGGUGACCCACUUGGAUACGUCAGAUGCACAUAUAUGUCAAUUGUUAUCCAUUUGUGUAUUGUGAUAUAAAUUUGAUGUAUAAGUGCUGACAGGCAGGCCAUCCCUGGCUAUUUACUGUAUGUUAGAAAACUGUAUUACCCAACUGUGUAUUUCUAAUAGGGUUAGUUUUGCCCUAACUGUCAUACAUGUUUGUGAAUUGUAUUGGCCAGCAUAGGUAGUAUAGAUCUACUAUACUCUCUCCUCCACUGAAAAUAACUACUGCCCCAUUUAUGGUUAUGCCACUAUAGGCUUCUCUUUUUACGGGGCAGUGAAUAUUUCUUUGCAUUCACAGAAUACGCACUCAAUAUGGUAUUUUUUUUUUUUACCAUGGUGCUUUUGAUGUGCAGUAUAUGUUUGAACUGUACUAAAAGACUGAAAUGUUAAAAAGUGAAACAAUGUGUUUCUAAAAAUAAACUCAACUUAACAAAGCGAA
Molecule: messenger RNA, 3393 nt
Organism: Rana temporaria (common frog)
Lineage: Eukaryota; Metazoa; Chordata; Amphibia; Anura; Ranidae
Gene: OCA2
Product: OCA2 melanosomal transmembrane protein
Exons: 24
Coding region: 267-2822 (851 amino acids)
Biological process (GO): transmembrane transport; melanin biosynthetic process; melanocyte differentiation
Cellular component (GO): melanosome membrane
Source: RefSeq, a predicted model, not a curated record